AUUGCAACAGUGUUCAUCAUCAUCAUCACAUUCAUGAUCAUGUUGAGUUUGAGUUCAUAUAUAUUUCCUCACAAUUUCAAAAGGGUUUCUCUAAAAUCUCUUACAAUUCUCUUAUAUCUACCAAAUGUUUGGAAUUGAAGAAGCUGAUAAUGGUAAGGACAAGCAUGGGCUGCCACCAGGGUUUAGGUUUCACCCCACCGAUGAAGAGCUCAUUGUUUAUUAUCUUGCUUCAAAGACCUUCCAAGCUUCCAACUUUCAUGGGGUUAAUAUUGCUGAAGUUGACCUCAAUAGAUGUGAGCCUUGGGAGCUUCCAGAUGAGGCAAAGAUGGGUGAAAAAGAGUGGUAUUUCUUUAGCUUAAGAGUUAGGAAAUACCCGACAGGGCUUAGAACCAACCGAGCUACGGUGGCUGGUUACUGGAAAGCCACCGGAAAAGAUAGGCAAAUUCAUAGUGAUUCCAAUGGAGUGAAGCUUGGAACCAAGAAAACUCUUGUGUUCUACAAAGGUGGUGCCCCUAGAGGACUCAAAACCAAGUGGGUUAUGCAUGAGUAUCGCCUCCACUCUGAUCUCGCUUCCCGUAAUGCUUGCAAGGACGAGUGGGUUCUAUGCAGAAUAAUACACAAAUCCGGUGAGAAAAUCAAACCCAGAAGAUGUCUCCAAGCGUCUCCUUUGUCGGUUCCCUCUCCCGUAUCUCUGCCUCCAUUAUUCUUGGACGAAGCUCAAACCGUAGCCCACAACGACAUUCGAUUCCAAGCCGCUCUACAGAACCUUCAGCGCCACGAAAAUGGCGUCGAGAGCUUCAUCACGAACAACCCACAUUUCAUUUUCCAAUCAACCCUCUUACCCUUUGGCUUAAACCUCGACACCCACUUGUCUCCGCCGUCGCUUCAAGGGACGACCAGCAGCACCGACACCCACUUGGUUGAUGUUGGUGGGUAUGCAGGUGGGCGUGGUGAGUGUGAUGAAAAUUGGUCGGGAGGGUGGUGAUGAUUGGGUGUCGGAUCAGACGUUUGUUAUUUAUAUUCUCCCUACACGGAUCUCGAAGCAUUUUGUUUUCUUGUUUUUUGAAUGAUGCUCGAAGAUCGAUGUAAUAGAACAAUAAUGCUACUUGGAACUUAAUUUAUUGCAUUCUUUCGAAGUA
Molecule: messenger RNA, 1139 nt
Organism: Cucurbita moschata (crookneck pumpkin)
Lineage: Eukaryota; Viridiplantae; Streptophyta; Magnoliopsida; Cucurbitales; Cucurbitaceae
Product: protein CUP-SHAPED COTYLEDON 3-like
Exons: 3
Coding region: 125-985 (286 amino acids)
Biological process (GO): regulation of DNA-templated transcription
Molecular function (GO): DNA binding
Source: RefSeq, a predicted model, not a curated record